AUGGAUGGAAAACAACAAAUUGAACACAUUUUUUUAAAGAAGAACAUCAAAGAUCGAAUAAGUUACCGUGUUCGAUUAAUUGCUUCAGUUGAUUGUAUUCGCUUUCUUGUACGACAAGGUCUUGCAUUUCGUGGUCAUGAUGAGUCCCAAGAGUCUAAUAAUCAAGGUAACUUUCUCGAACUUCUAACGUUUCUUGCUAAUCAUAACGAGGAAGUUAGAGAUGUUGCUUUAAAAAAUUCUCCGGAGAAUCUUAAACUGACUUCGCCAAAGAUUCAGAAGGACAUUGUAAACGCUUAUGCUAUGGAAACAAUUAAUGUUAUUAUUAGAGAUUUGGGAGAUGUUGUUUUUUCUAUUUUAGUUGAUGAAUAUCGUGAUGUAUCCAUAAAGGAACAAAUGGUCGUAAUGUUUCGUUAUGUGGACAAGAGAGGGUGUGUGAUUGAGCGAUUCAUCGGUAUUGAACAUGUUCCUAAUACCAUUACAAUCUCACUUAAGAUAGCAAUUGAUAAGUUGUUUUCAAAGCAUGGGUUGACCAUAUCAAAAUUAAGAGGUCAAGGGUAUGAUGGAGCUAGUAAUAUGAGUGGAGAGUUUAAUGGUUUGAAAAGUAUUAUCAUGAAGGACAAUGAAUGUGCUUUUUUUGUCGAUUGUUUUGCUCAUCAACUACAAUUAGCACUCUUGGGUGUGGCAAAGAAACAUGAUUUAAUAGGUACUUUUCUCACCGUAGUGUCUAAUGUGGCGAAUGUUGUUGGAGCCUCAUCUAAGCGUCGUGACAUUCUCCGGGAAAAACAAUCUCUCAAAGUCAUCGAAGCCUUAAAAGGUAGAGAACUUUUGAGUGGAAGAGGCCAAAAUCAAGAAAGUGGAAUUAAGCGUCCAUGUGAUACACGUUGA
Humulus lupulus (European hop) is the source of this 885-nucleotide messenger RNA. RefSeq lists its product as uncharacterized. The transcript has 2 exons. NCBI's taxonomy places the organism in Eukaryota, Viridiplantae, Streptophyta, Magnoliopsida, Rosales, Cannabaceae. The record is from RefSeq and is a predicted model, not a curated record. The coding region runs from base 1 to 885 and encodes 294 amino acids.